Messenger RNA from Hibiscus syriacus, 882 nucleotides. RefSeq lists its product as uncharacterized. The record is from RefSeq and is a predicted model, not a curated record. The transcript has 3 exons. The coding region runs from base 1 to 765 and encodes 254 amino acids. Lineage: Eukaryota; Viridiplantae; Streptophyta; Magnoliopsida; Malvales; Malvaceae.
AUGGGUUGGCAAGCGUGGGGAGGAAAUGGGGGCAGCCAGCCAUGUGUUGUGAUUGCACCAUCUCUUCUCAUGCUCACUUCUUCCACCUCUGACACCUGGUUAUUAUAUCCUUCCUUGCCUUCCUCAUCAGCACCAGAAUUUCUUUCAAUAUUCAGUAAAUCCACUUUAACUCAAAUCCCACUACAUGCUACGAAGCCCGCAAAUCCCACAACCAGACCAAAAAAACGCCGCAAAUUCACCAAAACCCCGCCAAUUACGCAGCUUGUCCGUGGCUACCAUUUCUUCUACUACUUCCCAGCUUUAAAUCCUUCAAAAAACACUUCACAGUUGACAUUUCAGACAUCCAACGCAGAGUCAAAACCUCCUCUUUUUUUCCCACCACAGCAAAAGAACAUCGAAGAGACAUGGGUGGCCACGAAGAAGAGGCAGGAGGCGAGGAGUACUCGUUCAAGAUUGUGCUGGUCGGCGGCUCGGCCGUGGGAAAAUCAAACCUUUUGUCACUUUUCGCUAGGAACGAGUUCGAUAACAACUCAAAGGCAACCAUUGGAGUAUAGUUCCAGACCCAAUGUGUGGAAGUUGAUGGGAAAGAGGUUAAAGCACAGAUCUGGGACACUGCUGGUCAAGAAAGGUUUCGAGCUGUCACUUCUGCUUACUAUAGAGGCGCUGUUGGUGCUCUUAUUGUUUAUGAUAUCAGUAGGCGGACUAGCUUUGACAGCAUUAAACGUUGGCUCGACGAGCUUACCACUCAUUGUGAUACGACUGUGACAAGAAUGCUGGUAGGCAAUAAAUGUGAUUUGGAGAACAUAAGAGACGUAAGCGUGGAAGAAGGCAAGAUCCUUGCUGAAGAAGAAGGCAUGUUCUUCAUGGAGACAUCAGCCCUCG